Molecule: messenger RNA, 1149 nt
Organism: Aspergillus ibericus CBS 121593
Lineage: Eukaryota; Fungi; Ascomycota; Eurotiomycetes; Eurotiales; Aspergillaceae
Product: peroxisomal membrane protein PEX16
Exons: 4
Coding region: 1-1149 (382 amino acids)
Biological process (GO): peroxisome organization
Cellular component (GO): peroxisomal membrane
Source: RefSeq, a predicted model, not a curated record
AUGGAGUCCUCAUGGAGCUCCAAGAAUCCGGUACCUGCCGCACUGAUGCAACCUUCUAAAUGGCUCCCGUUGUAUGAGGAGUUCGUCACCAAGAACGCCAGCUCUGUGGGCCAAGUAGAGUCAGCGCUGAGAUCUCUAACAUAUAUCAUCCCAGGGCGAUAUCGAGAUUCGGAGAUUAGUUCAGAGUGUGUGCACUCUGGGGUGCAGCUUCUAUCACUCUAUCAUGACUCCCUUGUUUCUCGAGUUAUCUCCAGGCUGCCGUCGACCCGCCCUCGGCCCACACCAUCACCUCAUGCGCGGUAUACCAAAUAUUGGACCUCUCACUCUUUACUAUAUCAAAAAAUUGCCCUCACUCUGCAGAUGGUUCAAUACACGGAAUUGCUGUGGGAAAUGACUGCCCGGCGUCGUGGGGAAAAGGUCCGCUGGCGUAUCAUCAUCUUAAUCGAAGCCGUCAAAGCGAUCUGCCGCUUGUUGCUGCUUCGCCUCACGAACUCUAGGCCACUGGUGAGCCCACCACUUCCUGAACGGGAAGUAGAUCCUAGAUCGUUGGAAGAGAAAGACGGCGACUGGAAUGGGAUGCAGACACCCGUCAGCGAGCGGUCGUCAGAUCUGUGCUGGACCAUGCCUCGCACAGGGUUGUCGCUCCCUUCUCUGCCCGAUGUCGAUGAUCUCUCAAACUAUCUGAUAUCCAAAGUUCUCACGGCCGACGAUAUCAAACCACCGAAGGCGCUGUUGCAUCGAGUCACUGGCCAAGGUCAAUUCGCAGAGAUCCUUUAUAUACUUCGUCCAGUAGUCUAUGCACUCGCGAUGCAAAGAUAUUGCAGAAACAAGCGAAGCUGGAGACCCUGGCUGAUCGGUUUCGGCAUGGAAUAUGGCUGUCGCCAAUUAGCCAAGUCCGACCUCCGCGAGAGAGUCGCGGGUGGCCUUCGGGGACUGACCGGGCUGGAACGAGAGGAGAUGAGGAAGAGAGGGUGGGCAAUGGGCUGGUGGUUUAUGCGGGGAGCUUUCUAUGAGAAUAUAACCAAAUCUUGGCUAAAUACCUUGACUAGCAGAAUGAAGGGCAAACCCUUACUCGAGUUGGCAGGCAGUGUAAUCGAGGAUUAUGAGUACCUUUGGGAUAGUUACUAUUUCUCGACUGCAACGCUAUAG